Messenger RNA from Actinia tenebrosa (Australian red waratah sea anemone), 1719 nucleotides. RefSeq lists its product as uncharacterized. Lineage: Eukaryota; Metazoa; Cnidaria; Anthozoa; Actiniaria; Actiniidae. The record is from RefSeq and is a predicted model, not a curated record.
UUAUUUUGCUUUUUGUUAUUUCACAGGCUCCUUCCUGUCCGGCCAAUCACAUUACACCAGAAAGCCUUGUUCUGUCUGUGGAUGAUUAUCAUGUUUUCUUGGAUAACGUUACUUAUAUUCGGCUUUGUACAUAAACGGAGACAUAGACACAAGAAAGAUGAGGAACUUUCUGAAGAAAGUGAAUCAGAAAGCGAAGAAGAGGUUUCGCACACACAUGCACCUGAGCCUUCUAUUUCCCGGUUCGGUCGAGGUGACGCAACAGUUGAAAGUAAAGUUACCCAAGGCUUUAUCGAAGGCGAGAAUGCGUUACCAUGGCGACUAAAAGGAGAGUCGUUUAUUGAGUGGCUCAAAGAGACGGCUCCUGACCAGCCUGACGUGAAAGAGUUCUUGGGAAAAGCGACUCUAUUUGGUUUUAUGAUGUUGUACUUUUGGCUGUGUGAUUAUCAACAUAUUUGGCCCAAAACUGAGAAACAGUACUCCAGAGACACGUUCACUUUUUUGUUCGCUCUCCUGGUGAUCGUAGCUAUCGUAUUUACUGUACGAAAGACUCCUGARAAACUUUUAAACAGAGAUCAGACAGAAGAAUGGAAAGGAUGGAUGCAGGUCCAGUUUGUUUGGUACCACUACUUUGAUGCGCAAGAAGUGUUUAAUUCUGUCCGGUGUUACAUCGAUGCCUACGUAUGGAUGACUGGAUUUGGUAAUUUUUCAUAUUUUUGGGUGAAAAAAGAUUACUCCAUAUUCAGACUCUUAAAGAUGAUGUUUCGUCUGAACUUCUUGGUUGUCAUGGUGAUGGCAGUAACCAAUCAUGAGUUCGUACGUUAUUAUAUCUGUGCCAUGCAUACCUAUUGGUUCUUGUCUGUCUACGCAAUGAUGGCUGUCUUUAAGUCCUAUAACACGCACAGAGGAGUUAUGGCAGCAAAGUUCGUGAUUUACCUUGUCAUCAACGUCCUUAUCUUUGAUAUUCCUGGUGCCUCCUACAAAGUUUUCUGGCCUUUCCAGUUUAUUCUCAACGUUAAAGGCAAUCUAGACUACUGGGUGUACAGAUCCACCUUGGAUCACAUUGCCACCUGGGUCGGCAUGCUAUGUGCAUACAACUACCYCUACGUGGAACAAUUCCUGGCCUACCUGGACAAACCACACGAAACAAGCAAAGAAAAACGAACUGCUAUAGUCUUGAAAGCUUUGGUAACAAUAUUCUGCAUAGCYAUCUUCAUACUAUGGUUUUACUUCGUUUUAUUCCAAGAGAGGGAAAUAUAUAAACGUAUUCACCCCUUCACGGCAUGGAUACCCAUAAUAAUCUACAUAUGGGUGAGAAACUUGUUUCCGUAUCUAAGGUCUACUUAUCUUAAUCUAUUCGCGUGGCUUGGAAAGAUCACCUUAGAGACGUAUCUAUCACAGAUACACAUCUAUAUGAUUGGAGAUGCUAAGAAAAUCCUUAUCUAUAUUUCAAAAUAUCCACUGCUCAACUUCAUGGUUUCUACUGUGAUUUAUAUCGCUGUUUCCUACGUUCUGUUUCAUCAUACUUUGUUUUUUAAUUCGUUUAUUUUUCCUAAGAACAUGAGGGUUGUGUGUAAGAACUUGAUAAUSGGUUUUCUUGUGGUGGGUUUGUGUUAUUUGUGUUCGUUUUUGUUAACGCUAGCGAGUGUUUGGUGAUGGUUGAUAAUUUUGUCUUAGUCUGAAUUUGCGAAAAAAUAAUAAAUUGGAUAAAUUAUUACUGGA